Messenger RNA from Columba livia (rock pigeon), 2766 nucleotides. Its product is annotated as torsin-1A. Lineage: Eukaryota; Metazoa; Chordata; Aves; Columbiformes; Columbidae. Gene Ontology annotation, molecular function: ATP binding; ATP hydrolysis activity; kinesin binding. The transcript is spliced from 6 exons. The coding region runs from base 242 to 1642 and encodes 466 amino acids. Gene Ontology annotation, biological process: nuclear membrane organization; protein localization to nucleus. The record is from RefSeq and is a predicted model, not a curated record. Gene Ontology annotation, cellular component: nuclear envelope; endoplasmic reticulum lumen; endoplasmic reticulum.
AAAAGGGGAAAAUCUCUAGGCCAGGUGAAUGUGUGAGCGUGUUUCUGAGGCUGUGCAGGUCUGGGCUGGCGUCCCCACCUGCAAACACGGCUCUACUAAUACAAGUUCAGCGUUAUCGCUGCAUUUUUAAUGUUUAAUAAGGCCGCCACGCGAGGCCGCCAUUGAGCCACUUACAGCCGCGGGCGCCCGCCCAACAUGGCGGCCGCCCUCAGUGCCAGCCCCGCCUCUGCCCGCACCCAACAUGGCGGCGGCGGAAGCGGCGUUUGCCGAGCGGAAGCGGCGGCGGAGCGGCGGGGCCGGGCGGGCCAUGAAGCUGCUGCGGGCGGCCCUGGCGCUGCUGCCGCUGCUGCCGCUCCUCAGGCCGGCGGGCGCCGUGGAGCCCAUCAGCCUGGGGCUGGCGAUCGCGGGCGCAGCCGCUUCGGCCCUUACCGGCAUCAUCUCCUACCCGCGGCUCUACUGCUACUUCAGGGAGUGCUGCCUCCAGCGGCACGACCAGCGCGUCGCCGCCGGAUUUUCCCUUAUGGAUGGUUUCUGUGUAGUCUGUCCUUUGGGAUUCCUUGUAGCCACACAGAAUAGAUUUUGGAUAGCCUUCUUCAGCCUGCCCGAACGGUCAGGUCCUGUGCAGCUGAUGUGUGAGCAAAGAGAAAAGCCGCCCAUUGCCAACCCCCACGGGAUCGCCCCGAGCUCGUGUGACACUGGUCAGCACCGUGACACGGGGGGACCUUUGGAAAUACCAGUUCCUUUGGUUCCUUUUGUGGUUUGGCAUCGCUAUCGGAUCUUCAGUGGGGCUGUAUUGUGUGGCCCAGUCUGCCUGAUACAGCUUCUGCAGGAGAAUUUGGACAAGAAGCUGUUCGGGCAGCACCUGGUGGGCAAGGUGGUUGUGAAGGCUGUGAAGGGCUUCUUGAACAACACCAAAGCCAAAAAGCCUCUCGCCCUUUCCUUGCACGGGUGGACUGGAACGGGCAAAAACUUUGUCAGUAAGAUAAUCGCCGAAAGCAUUUAUAAGAGAGGUCUGCAGAGUAAAUAUGUCCAUCAGUUCGUGGCGACUUUACACUUUCCUCACGCUCACAGCAUCAAUCUGUACAAGGACCAAUUGCAGUCGUGGAUUCGGGGAAAUGUGAGCAUCUGUCCCAGGUCACUCUUCAUAUUUGAUGAAAUGGAUAAAAUGCACGCGGGACUCAUUGACUCCAUCAAGCCAUUCCUGGACUAUUACGAGUUUCUGGAUGGGGUAUCUUACCGACAAGCCAUCUUCAUAUUCCUCAGCAAUGCAGGAGCUGAAAAGAUAACAGAGGUGGCACUAGAUUUCUGGCGAAACGGGAGGAGAAGGGAAGAUAUACAGCUCACAGAGAUGCAGAACGCACUGUCUGUGUCCGUCUUCAAUAACAAAAAUAGUGGAUUUUGGCACAGCACCUUGAUCGAUAGAAACCUCAUUGACUACUUUGUUCCCUUCCUGCCCCUGGAAUACAAACAUGUGAAAAUGUGUGUCAGGGUUGAGAUUGAAUCCCGUGGCUAUGUUGUGGAUGAAGACAUUUUAACCAGGAUAGCCGACGAGAUGACCUACUUCCCCAGAGAGGAGAGAAUUUACUCAGAUAAAGGAUGUAAAACUGUGGAUGCAAAGCUGGAUUAUUACUAUGACUUCUAACACUUUAUGGCUGCAACCUGCAAAGAAGGAAAUUUAACUUAAUUACCAAGUGGAGCACCCAGGACAUUUCAUUUUUAAGCACUUUUUAAAGAAAGGACCAUUACUUUUUAACUGGUGUGUAAAUAAGUGGCAGUGCUUCUGCAUUUUUAUUCUAUCACUAGUUACGGCUCCCAAGUACUUCAGCCUUGUGUUGCCAAGGUAAGAAAGAACUGUGUGUGAAUGCGGGGGUCUGGGGCUCACAGUGCGGAAGAUUCCUCUUGGAUUGUGUGUUGAUCGUCAGAACUGUUGGGCAAUCUGUUGGCACUUAGAAAAGGACUGAGACUGUGACCUAAUUGCGUGUUGGUUUGACGUGGAUGAUUUCUAGACAAUAAUGAGAAUUUUAAUCAAGUUUCCUAUGUCUGUGAAAGCCUUCGUUUGGCUUAUGUUGGAAUAUUCCUAAUAACUGCAUUAAAAGUAGGAUAAGUGUCUUUUUCUGUUGGUUCCAGGAAAGAUAAGGAGGGGAUUCUGUAAUUAAAAAAAUCCAGAGUCUUCUGUCCAACGUUGUGCAGUACCGUUGUCUUUCUCAAAAUAGUGGCAUGAAUUGGCCUCCCGCAUGUCCAACCAAGAGUGUGAAACUCUUUGAUGUGAAUAGUGUUGAAAGGACAGACUUAAUAUUAGAAGAAAAUGGGUUAAAAUCCUUGACUGUCACUUCAAUGUAGUUGGUUCCUAUUGUUGGUGGUUUUUAAUGUAUAAUAAUCCCCACAGCGCACUCUCCGGGAGUGAUCUCAGGAGGGAGAAAAGCGUCUUCUGACUGGUGGGUCAGCUUCAUGGAAAGGGUGGAACUUAAUGGGAAACACAGGUUAAAUUUUACACCGAGGAAAUGGAAAAGAGAUUUUUUCCUCUUCACCUACAUGUAGAAUUCAGGGGCAGCUUGUAGGGUUUUCCCUGUUUCCUGUUCUCGCAACACUCUGUGCCUUUGGUGCAGGGAUGGAGUCAGAGCCAAAGGCAUUUGAAAACAAUAAUGUGAAAUGUGGCAGCUGAAGUUACUGUGGAAGAGUGUCAGGCUUGUUUUGAAAUGUGAGCACUGCAGAAGCUUUUUUCACUCCAGUUUCUAUUCAAAAUAAACUUUUCUCAUCAGAAAUGUA